Molecule: messenger RNA, 790 nt
Organism: Coffea arabica (coffee)
Lineage: Eukaryota; Viridiplantae; Streptophyta; Magnoliopsida; Gentianales; Rubiaceae
Product: protein NLP3-like
Molecular function (GO): DNA-binding transcription factor activity
Source: RefSeq, a predicted model, not a curated record
AAUCGGGAAGAUUAGCAGUUUUGUCCUGUACAAAUGGCAAAGGAAGCUCAAACUUCUCCCUCUACCCCUUUUCCUACGGCAGGUUUGGGGCCUUGUGAACUAUCGUGCUCCCAUUCAACUACCCUUAAUUUUCACCAGUGGGUUUUCUGGAGCACAUUUUGCAAUGGCAAAGUACACUGCGGCAAGCCUCGUGCCGCCGCCGCCGCCGCUGCCGCCACUGCUGACAGUGCCGUGAUUAAGAAGCAGAUCAUACGUUUUCUACAACUUCUUAUGCAAACAAUUUAUUGGAAGUGCGUAGUUCAGUUUUGGGGUACAGUGAAGAUUGGCGACAAAACGUACUUGACAACUUGUGACCAGCCUUUUGCUUUCAGGUACUUCACUCAUCGAGACGUCAGGAAACUAUGUGAAUAUAGGAAGCACUGUUUGGACUACUUAAUACCCGUGGAUGAUGAAGAAGAUGAAGUACAGCUUAUAAUUGGUCCCCCUGGUCGGGUGUUCCGCAGUGGAUUCCCUGAACAUGCACCCGAUGUGGGUGAUUACACUAGUAGAGAGUAUCCUCAACGUGAUUAUGCGGUUGACCGUGUCAUGGGAUACUGGGCGUUGCCAAUCUACUAUCAUCUUACUCGGCACCUCCCCAUUAGUAAACCAAGAUCACACAUUAAUAAAAUUGGUAAAAGGAUACGGACGGCUCUCAAGAGCCCCUUUCCUCGCUUGUAUACUUGAUCGGAUUUCAUUGACCCUCCGUCAAUGUUUACAAAGUAACCAACCGUAGGUUCCACUUUACUUCCAA